AUGCAGGAGUUUGUCCAGUCGCACUUGGUGAGCACCUUGAAUCCCAUCCACGAGGAAGUCUCGUGCAUUCGCAGCGUGAUGCACGAGAUUGAGGGCCGUGUGACGAAGUUCGCCUCGCAGAUUGCUCGACAAAGUACCAAGAUGGAGGAGCAAGAACAUGAACUUCAAAAUCUGAACUCUGCCAUCGCCGCCAAGGAGUCCCGCAUGACAGCCAUGCACCAGUUGAUUUUGGCGACGCGCGCAGAGAACGCGGAUUUGCGAGGCAACACCGACAGCACAAAAGCGGCUCUGGACAAGGUGGAUGACAAAUGGCAGGGCACCCUUGGUGUUCUGCAAAACCUGCAGCUCCAGCAAGACAAGCAAGCUGCUGAGAUCAGGAAAUUGUACCACACCAUCCAAGCCUCAGAUCAGAAAGCUUCUGACCUCUUGGACACGCGUUUAAACAACUUCGCAAGGAACUCUUUUUGCAAAGAACUGUGCAACCAGCAGCGCGACAUGGAGAACGCCAUCAAUACUCUCCGUGUGCAAGAAGACGAGACGCGGGAAAAGUUGAAGAAUGCCGUUGCAGCGCAUGACCAAUUCCGACAGGAUGUCAUCGAAAAGUUUGGGCUGCGCGACGUGCGCACCAAAGCCAUUGAGGCCAAGUUGAGCACACUGAGCCAGGAGAUCGAGAAACCCAUCGCGAACCUUCGGGCAACUGACAAGGAAGUGCAGCACGUGAAAGGCAAAGUGGCCAUUUUGGAGUCUCAGAAUUUCCACAACCAGAUCUGCGAAUUGGUCGACUCGCUGAAGGACUUCAGCCGUCGUUUGGCCACUGCCGAGGAGGAAGUGGUUCAGGUGCGUCGGAAGUCCGCGGAACAGUUCCACGUACGGGACAAGUUGCUGCGAAAGUUGGAUGACAAGGCAACGAAGCACAGCAUGGAUCUCGUGGACUUGAGUUCCACACAGAAGGCAGAUAUCGAACACCUGGCAGCACUGCAGGCCUCGCUGGCACCGAUCUUAAUAAAGACCCGGCACACCGAAGAAGACCCAGGAGGUCCAGGUGAUCAAACUGACCAGGGCCUAUCCUUCGAUGACGAAUUGAAAGAACUGCGGGAGAACUACCACGGUCAGCGUGAUACGCUGGACAAGUGCAUCACCAAGUUGGAGAUGCAACAACACCUUCUGGAUAGUUUGAAGCAGAAGGAGCAACGGGACUUUGACAGUUCGCACGUUCAAAUCUCGGGACUCCAAGAAGACUUGGGCCUCUUGGCGAGUGGCGAGGGUCGUUCGGCCCGGCUAAGUGAUGCCAACGCAUUGCUCACCAAGCUGGACGCGCGCGUCGAGUUGGUGCAGAAGUACUUCACUGGUUUGGGUCGUGGUUUGCAGGACACUCACACAGCGAUGACGGGUGAUAGCAGCGUGUUGCCCCAGAAGAACGUGAAGCAGCUGCCCACGCUCCCAGCUACCACCCCGCGGGGAGGUCUCUUGAAUGACCCCAGGGCCAGAACGCCCAACAGACAAGGGUGCGGAGGCCCAGAGGUGCAGGAAACAACGGAAAUUGGUGGUUUUUUAUGGGGGUACCCCUAUUAA
Molecule: messenger RNA, 1572 nt
Organism: Cladocopium goreaui
Lineage: Eukaryota; Dinophyceae; Suessiales; Symbiodiniaceae
Source: the annotation of a GenBank genome assembly